AUGGCUCUGCAACUAUUAAGUUGGAAUUGUAAUGGCCUCAACUCUCCUCGGAAAAGGAAAAGUGUUUUUCAUUUACUAAAAAAGGAACAAUUGGACUUGAUUUGCCUACAGGAAACACACGUGAUAAGGCUACAUAGGAAAGUAUUGAUUAACAAGAGAUUGGGACAGGAGUUUAUUUCAUCUGACAAAGUUAAAAAAAGAGGAGUAGUGAUCUAUGCAAAGGAGAGACUAUCACCGAAAUUCAUCUUUAAAGACGAUCAAGGAAGAUUUGUGGCAAUUGAAAUUCAAAUACAAGGAGAGAAAUUUUUGAUAGUAGGAGUUUAUGCACCGAAUGAGGGGAAAUCUGAAUUCUUUAAAAAGUUGCAUGAGACCUUAAUGGACUAUUUGGAUUACAAUCUGAUUUUGAUGGGGGAUAUGAAUGGAGUAGUAUCUACAAACAUGGAUAAGGCACAAAGACAGGUAGUCACCAAGGAUGGUAGACUACCGAAAACAUUUUUUGAGAUGACAGACAACUUGGACUUAGUCGACAUUUGGAGAACAAAGAAUCCCUUGGGAAGAGAGGGAACUUUCUUUUCUGAAGCCAAGAUGACAUGGACUAGAAUCGACCAAAUAUGGGUAACUAGAGGAAUGGCACCAAAGAUAAAGAAAGCGGAAAUUUGUCCAAAAACCUGCUCCGACCAUAAUGCUGUAAGGAUGGAGAUGAAACUAAUAUCAACUGGCUCCUUCAGAUGGAGGAUGAAUGACACCUUAUUUAGAGAUGAAGAUGUGAUUAAGAAGGCCCAAAAACUUUGA
Molecule: messenger RNA, 792 nt
Organism: Podarcis lilfordi (Lilford's wall lizard)
Lineage: Eukaryota; Metazoa; Chordata; Lepidosauria; Squamata; Lacertidae
Source: the annotation of a GenBank genome assembly